Messenger RNA from Drosophila persimilis, 2222 nucleotides. RefSeq lists its product as uncharacterized. Lineage: Eukaryota; Metazoa; Arthropoda; Insecta; Diptera; Drosophilidae. Gene Ontology annotation, molecular function: ligand-gated monoatomic ion channel activity. The record is from RefSeq and is a predicted model, not a curated record. Gene Ontology annotation, cellular component: membrane. The transcript has 6 exons. The coding region runs from base 123 to 2222 and encodes 699 amino acids.
CGGAAUGAACAGCCCGGCCCGUGUCCAUGUCCAUGUCCAUGUCCAUGUCCCUAAAAGCAGGUUAACGAACUGUCAGAGCCGAGAACCGGGCCGGUACCCAGUGUGUGUCUGCAGGUGAAAGGAUGCGCUGGCUCUGGCUCCUGGGGCUCCUGGUGGCACAUGUGUCUCUGACACUGGCUAAAGGCUGGACAGGACUGUCGCGUCACCUGCUGCCGCUGGAUUUCUAUCAGGCAGAUCUGAAGGAGCUGCUUCAGAAGAUUCUGUGGGCGGCAAACGUGAAGAGAUGCUUCGGUGUCAUCACCGACGACCUUCACUAUCCCAUCUACGAUCGGAUCUACUUCGAGGCCGUGGGUCGCCGGCUGGUCCCCUUCUAUGUGGUGCGGGUGAAUGCCAGCGAGGAUCUCCGUCGGCUGCCCGGCGAACUGGAGCUCGUACUGCGUGCCAUCAAGGCCAGAGACUGCGAUCUGCACGUGAUCACCAUUCUCAAUGGCUGGCAGGUGCAGGGACUCCUCAGGUUCGUCUACGACAACCGGGCCCUCAACAUGCAGGGGAAGUUCCUCCUGCUGCACGACUCGCGGCUCUUCUCCCCGGACAUGCUCCACCUGUGGACCGUCUUUGUGAGCAGUGUCUUCCUUAAGCGGCAGCUGGAUAACAGAUUCCAAAUCUCCACUGUGGCUUUUCCGGAAAUUUUGAGCGGCGUUUUGGCUUUGAAAAAUCUCGCCCUUUGGGAGCUGGGUAAACGCAUCAACGGAAGCAUUCUGUUUGUGGACAAUACAAGUGAUCUAAUGGGUGCCGCACUGCCAGUGGCCGUUGUCGAGCAUGUGCCCAUGGUCCAGUGGUCGAACACAACGAACAGCUACCAGGGCGUUGAGGUGGAAAUCAUGAAUGCUUUGGGCCAGGCCCUGAACUUCCAGCCAGUGUACUAUCAAGCGAACGGUAGCGAGGCCACGGAUUGGGAACAGGACGAUGCGUUUGGGGAGAACAAGACCCACAUAGACUCCAAGCUUAUCGAGGAACUGGCUCUGCACAGCGCCCGGUUCGCCAUUGGGGAUCUGCACCUGUUCGAGGUCUACCUGCGGCUGGUGGAGCUCAGUCUGCCGCAUAAUUUCGAGUGCCUGACCUUCCUCACGCCCGAGUCCUCGAUGGACAACUCCUGGCAGACCUUCAUACUGCCCUUCAGCGGUGGCAUGUGGGCCGGGGUACUGCUCUCCCUGUUCGUUGUGGGGACUGUUUUCUAUGCGAUAAGCUUCUUGAACGCCAUCCUCACGGGCAGCGACCAUAGGGGCUUCUCCCGAUGCUGCCGCAGGAGCCGCGGAGGUCGUCUAGAGCCCCCGGACCCAAGCACCUAUCGACGGCUGAGCUUCCGCGUGGCCCUCAGCCGCUAUCGUCCGCCGCUGGGUGUGGGCAAGCACCGCGAUCUCUUCGACGACUAUGCCACCUGCUUUCUCCUCACUUACAGCAUGCUGCUGUACGUGUCCCUGCCGCGCAUGCCACGCAACUGGCCGCUGCGGGUCCUCACAGGCUGGUACUGGAUCUACUGCAUCCUCCUGGUGGCCACGUAUCGCGCCAGCUUCACCGCCAUCCUGGCCAACCCGGCGGAAAGGGUAACCAUCGACACGCUGGAAGAUCUGCUGCGUUCUGGGAUACCACUCAAGGCUGGGUCGGCCGAGAACAGACAGUUCUUUCUGGAUGCCACCGAUGAAGUGGCCCAGAAAGUGGGCGCCAAGAUGGAUGUCCUUGAGAACAACGAUGAUCUGACCGCUCGCAUUGCCAAGGGAGAGUGCUCCUACUACGACAAUGAGUUCUAUUUGCGAUAUAUGCGCGUGGGGGAUGAGUCCGGAGGCGUGGGAUCUGCCCUGCACAUCAUGAGGGAGUGCGUCGUUUACAUGCCUGUCGUGCUGGCCAUGGAAAAAAACUCCGCCCUGAAGAAGCGCGUGGACAGCUCCCUGCAGCACAUGAUCGAGGGCGGUCUGAUAGCCAAAUGGCUCAAGGAUGCGGUCAAACGGCUGCCGGCCGAGGCACCUGCCCAGCAGGAAGCUCUCAUGAAUCUCAACAAGUUCUGGAGCUCCUUUGUGGCCCUGGGGAUUGGGUACGUGGCAUCGAUUCUGGCACUUUUGGUCGAGCAUUGGCAUUUCAGGCGCAUCAUCAUGCGGCAUCCCAUGUACGAUGUCCUCAAUCCCAGCUUGUAUUAUAACUUUAAGCGUCUCUAUCCAGACGAAUAA